AUGAAACAGCCAUGGCCAAAUCCCCGAGUCUGGAGACUCUCACAUAUCCUCCCUAGAGCAGCACAGACUCGCAAUUUCUCCGCAUCAUUGACCCAACAAUAUCGCACCCUCGAGACCCUCGAAAAUGCCACCCUCGAGACUUUCCAGCAGGAAUGCUUCCAGGCAGAAAAGCCCGCGAUCCUCCCAUGUGCCGAAUUCCAAAAUCUUCCGGCAUUAAAACACUGGUUUAAACCCAGCCAACAUAAACCAACUACAAAAGGCACAACCCCCACUGCCAGCCUAAAUGUGGAUUAUCUCCAAAAACACGGCGCCAACGCGUUCGUCCCGCUCGAACUCACCGAAUCGGCACGCGACUCAAACCUCCAAAGCGACGCGACAGAAACACUUAGCUUCCGACAAUUUCACGCUCCGCUCACCCUCUUCCUAGACUGGAUGCGCAUGGCAGAAACAACCCCGCAAUCAACACGACUCUACUUAGCCCAAUGCCAACUCCUCGAUCUCCCACCCAUUCUCAGAGCCGACUUUCCCACACCGGACCUCGUGUCACGCGCCGGUAAGGGCGAUGUCUACGAUACGAAUGUGUGGAUCGGACACCCGCCCACAUAUACCCCACUCCACAGAGAUCCAAACCCAAAUUUGUUUGUCCAGUUGGCCGGACAGAAGGUUGUGAGACUGCUCGCGCCGGAGGAUGGACAGGCUGUGUUUGGGGCUGUGAGGAGGCAGCUGGGGAAGAGUGGGGAUCGGGAGGCUGCUGCAAUUCGGGGCGAGGAGAUGAUGCACGGGAGGGAGAGGAUUUUGCUUGAUGAGAUGGUUUGGGGGAGUCCUGUUUCUGCCGGCGGGGAUGGGGUUGGGCUUGAGGCUAGGCUUGGGGAUGGGGAUGGGUUGUUUAUUCCCAAGGGGUGGUGGCAUAGUAUUAAGGGUGUCGGAGAGGGUGUCACGGCUUCGGUCAACUGGUGGUUCCGAUAG
Molecule: messenger RNA, 966 nt
Organism: Penicillium arizonense
Lineage: Eukaryota; Fungi; Ascomycota; Eurotiomycetes; Eurotiales; Aspergillaceae
Product: putative JmjC domain protein
Exons: 2
Coding region: 1-966 (321 amino acids)
Molecular function (GO): 2-oxoglutarate-dependent dioxygenase activity
Source: RefSeq, a predicted model, not a curated record